AUGGCUUUUACUAAGAACAAAUCUUUAUUUGCUUCUUUGGUGAUUCUUGUGGCACUCUUCGGUGCUGUCAUUGGAGGCACUGUCCACAAAGUCGGCGACUCAAAAGGAUGGACCAUGAUGGGUGCUGAUUACGAGUCUUGGGCUUCUUCAAGAACUUUUCAAGUCGGAGACUCUUUGGUCUUCGAAUACAACAAAGACUACCACGACGUCAAUGAAGUCACUCUCAACAAUUUCGAGCUGUGUGAACCAUCUAAUCCAUUAGAAAGAUAUGAAACCGGGUCCGACACGGUCACUCUAACAAAAGCAGGAGUCCACAACUUUAUAUGUGGAGUUCCUGGUCACUGCAGCAUAGGACAAAAGCUUCAAAUAGUAGUGUUACCUGCCUCGUUGGGUCCUGUUGCGGCUCCUGUUCCUAGACCGGUCCGAUCACCAAGCUCAUCCUUGUCUCCUUCACCGUCUCCGUUGGCUGUUUCACCGGUUAAUAAUGGUCCAAAGUACCAGACGGGACCAUCAGCACCAGCUCCACAUAGCGCAGCUUCAAACUCUAGUGCUUGGAUAGGAUCCUGCGUCCUAAUUUCUUUACUUCCUUUUUUCUUCUUGUUUUGAAUCUUUGACUCACACGUUCUGUUUCCUUUUGGUUCUGUUUCUUGCUUUGUAGUUUUU
Eruca vesicaria subsp. sativa (arugula) is the source of this 663-nucleotide messenger RNA. The record is from the annotation of a GenBank genome assembly. Lineage: Eukaryota; Viridiplantae; Streptophyta; Magnoliopsida; Brassicales; Brassicaceae.